AUGGAGAUUCUUGUUUGGUUCAGGGAACUUGGCAUGUUGAUUCAUGUUCUGCCAUCGUUAAUAAUAUUUUCUUAUAGCUACCUACCAGCUGUUACCACACAAGGUUAUUUUCCAAAACUUGAGAACAUUGGAGCUUUUGUGCCGGUUGCCACUGAGCCAUUUGAAGCAACAUGUGGUGUGCCAGAACGAAGUGUCUUUUGUCAAAGUGAUACUGACAUUAAAACAAUUCACACAUGCAUUCAACGGUUGUGUGUUCAAGAGUGUCCCCAUAGAUCAAACUCUCCAAGGUACCAUGAUCUCCUUCUCUUCAACACUGGAACAUGCCUUAAAAAGGACAAAGAUGACCUUCACCCUGGAACUCAUGGGAAUUCAACAAGUUUUAUUUUUUACAAUCACAAAGACUGUUUUGUUACAACGUCUGUUCUGAAGAUUGGAAGUUCAUUUACGUUAACGGUUUGGCUGAAAUUAGAGCAAGAUGGAGUAAUGUGUGUGAUAGAAAAGUCGGCUGAUGGGCAGAUUGUGUUCAAACUCACAAUCUCAGAGAAAGAAACUGUGUUUUAUUAUCGCACAGUAAAUGGUUUGCAGCCUCCUAUAAAAGUAAUGACACAAGGGAGAUUUCUAGUGAUGAAAUGGAUUCAUCUUAGUGUGCAGGUCCAUCACACAAUAAUUAGUUUUUUUAUCAAUGGGUUGGAAGAAGAUAGUACACCAUUUGACUCAAGAAGUUUAAGUGGCCCUAUUUCAGACAGUGGAGAUCACAACUCUAUUGUGCUUGGACAAAAUACUAAUGGUAUUGAACAGUUUAUUGGAAGAAUGCAUGAUUUUCGCUUGUAUGAGGUAGCCCUUACAAACAGAGAAAUUGUGGAGGUAUUCUCCGGUGAUUUUCCAUAUUUACAUGUUCAGUCCGAGUGUCGUUGCACAGGAAGCCACCCCCGUAUACACCCUUUUGAACAAAGAUAUUGCAUUCCUAAUGGUAUUAAUGAUACAACUAAGGACAGAAUUUUAAGGCUUAAUCCAAAUUCACACCCAGUGUCAUAUAUUAAUGAUAAGGAUCUGGAAACUACAUGGAUUUCACGUUUGCUGUCAUCGUCAGACAUUGAUACCGGAAUCACUAUUACCAUAGACUUACUCAAUGGACAAUUCCAGGUUUUCUAUGUUAUCAUUCAGUUUUACAGCCCUAUGCCACAAGCUUUAAAAAUUCAAAGACAGAAGCACGCAAAUUCAACUUGGGAAGAUUGGCAAUAUUUUGCAAGUGAUUGCCAGAACUUUGGAAUGGAAAACAAUGGAAUUUUAAAUUAUCCAGACUCCGUCAACUGUCAGCAGCUCCCCAAGAAUACUCCUUAUUCACGUGGAAAUGUUACAUUCAGUAUUCUUAAACCAGAACCAUCCAAUCGACCAGGUUACAAAGACUUCUACAAUACACGCAGUCUUCAAGAAUUUGUAAAAACAUCUGGUAUCCGAAUUCAUAUGACUGGUCAAUACCAUACAGAACUGUAUGACCACGUCAUCAAUAACCGACACCGAUAUUAUGGAAUAAGUGAAAUUACUGUCAGUGGAAGGUGCAUUUGCCAUGGACAUGCUGAAUAUUGUGAUAAAAGUGUUACACCCUACAGAUGCCUAUGUCAUGCGGAAAGUCACACAUCUGGAACUAAAUGUGAUCAAUGUCUUCCUCUCUAUAACAACAAGCAGUUUCGUCAGGGUGAUCAAGUCAAUGCAUUUAACUGUAAACCAUGCCAAUGCUACAAUCAUUCGUUCAGUUGCCAUUAUAAUGUUUCCCUUGACCCAUACCCCAACGAUCACGACAGGGGUGGUGGAGGAGUAUGUGAUAACUGCUUACAUAACACCGCAGGAAAAAACUGUGAAUGGUGCAAGGAUUUAUUUUAUCGGGAACUGAGCAGCAACCUUUUUGCCACUGAUGUUUGUAAGUCCUGUAACUGUAAUGUAUCUGGGACCAUCAGCAAAAAUCUGCAAUGUCAAAAGGUUGGAGGCCAGUGUGAUUGCAAACCGCACGUAACAGGCAGACAGUGUGACCAAUGCAAGAAUGGAUUCUACAAUUUGCAACCAGAUGAUUCUUAUGGCUGUCAGCCAUGUAAAUGUAGCAUACAUGGUUCAAUCAACGGAAGUAUUGACUGCCAUCAAACUACUGGCCAGUGUAAAUGCAAACCAAACUUUAUUGGUCUUCACUGUGAUCGUUGCAACCUGGGCUUUAAACAACAGAAUCCACUAGGAGAGGAGAGCUGUGAACCAUGCAAGUGCUCCACAAAUGGCUCCAUCAAUCAGUUCUGCAAACCUACCAGUGGACAAUGUAAAUGCAAGGAAAAUGUCAAAGGACUGGCCUGCGACACUUGUAUCGACAAUUAUUAUGGGCUCGAUACAGAUGGUUGUAAACACUGUGAUUGUUACAGGGAAGGAAUUAUCUCUGGAACGGUUUGUGACAGAGUGACAGGACAAUGUGUUUGUCAGCCUAAUAUUGGUGGACAGCGAUGCAAUGAAUGCCUGAGUGGCUACUACAAAGUACAACAAAAUAAUUCCAGGGCAUGUCUUCCCUGCAGGUGUGAUGUGUCAGGCACAAUAAAUAGUUCACAAUCGUGUGAUAUCUCAAGUGGACAAUGCUUGUGCAAAGCUUUAGUAACAGGCCAGCAAUGUAACAUGUGCAUAAGCCACACAUACAAUCUGACCAUUGGUAAUGUCCAUGGCUGUCAGAAUUGUGACUGCCAUCCUUUGGGUACACUGGAGAGCACCUCAUGCAACCAAACAGAUGGACAAUGCAAAUGUUUGCCUAAUUAUCACGGAAGAAUGUGCAACGAGUGCAGACCAGGUUUUUAUUUAUCUGCAGCUCAUGGCAUGAAAUGUGUGCCUUGCAUGUGCCACUCAGGAGGUUCAGCUAAUGGGAUUUGCAAUAGCACAAAUGGUCAGUGUGUUUGCCAAGAUUCCUCUAUAACUGGACAAAAAUGCGAUCGAUGCCAUGAUUUAUACUACGGAUUUCAUUUGAAUCUUGGAAGAUGCCGUACCUGCAGUUGCAAUGCAGCAGGAGCAGUGAAUGGUACUUGCCACUCUGUAACUGGGCAAUGCUUCUGUAAGCAAUUUGUAAGAGGCUUCAUCUGUGAUCACUGUGUUGAAGAUGCCAGCAAUUUGGAUGCUCAGAACCCAUACGGAUGUAGCACAACUCCUCUUCAGCAGCCUCCUCCUCGAAUUAAUAUUUACAAUAGUACAGCAAUCGGUCUCACUUGGAAUCCACCAGAUUCCCCCAAUACCAACAUUAUUAACUAUGUGUUAUACAGAGAUGGACUUGGGGUUUACAACAUUACAGACCAUUUCCCUUUCAGUCUCCAGAGUUUUACAGAUACACCAUUGUUUCCGUACACUGGAUAUACAUAUCAAAUCAAAGCUAUAAAUGUACAUGGGUAUACCAGUAGUUCUGAAGUUCUGUAUCGAACAAAGGCCGGAACCCCAACUGGAGAAAUAAUUUUAAGUCACAGCCCUCCUGUCUAUCCUUAUUCAGUUUCGUUGAGCUGGACAAUGACAUCUGAGGAAUCUGGUCCUAUAGAAAAAUUCCGAUUAAUGUACUCAAAAAUCAGUUCACUUGAACCUAAUAUCAGCUAUGAAGGACCUGACAUGUCUGUGACUGUACACAAUUUAACUCCAUUUACCAGAUAUAAUUUCUUAGUCCAAGCCUGUACCACUGAAGGUUGUCUUCAAAGUCUACCAGUUACUGUAGUUACUCCCCAAGCUCCUCCUGCACAUCAAGACCCCCCAACUCAGUUAAACGCCAGCUCUACAGAACUCCAUUUGCAGUGGUCUCCACCAACUCAACCAAAUGGGAUUAUAAUAAGAUACGAACUGUUUAUGAGAGGUGUAGAAAAUAUACAUGGUAAUUAUAUUCCAACGGAAAGGCGUGUUUUUCAUACCACCGGAUGGCUAAACCCUCGACCAGUUGUGGAGUCUGAAAACGAGAAUGCACUAAAGCCACCUGCAACCAACACAACAAUAUCUCAUUUAGAACCAUACACAAAAUAUGAGUUUUGUAUUGUGUCUGCUAACAUGGCAGGUAGUGUGACUUCAAAGUGGGUGGAAAUGAAAACCAAAGAGUCAGUGCCUGUCUACAUGCCACGUCCUACUGUAUUUCCACUGUCACCUCACUCUCUAAAUGUUUCCUGGGAAAAACCUACCAAUAGUGAUGCAAGAGGGGAAAUCGUUGGGUAUACUAUCAAUAUGAUAUCAGGUGAAAUACCUGACCAGUCACAAACUGCAGCAGGAUCUGAGGUAUUAUAUGUGGCAGAGGCUAAUGAAUUAUUUUAUGAAGUGACAGGAUUAAAACCAUAUCAUGUGUACAACUUUACAAUUACUCUCUGCAAUAAAGUUGGCUGCGUAACAAGCAAGCCAGGUGGGGCCCAGACUUUAGCUUCAGCACCUCAACAUUUCAAUGCUCCACAAGUGAAGGGGAUCAAUAGCACCACAAUGAUGAUUUCUUGGGAGGCACCUAUGGAUCUUAAUGGACCUUUUCCACUUUAUCAGCUUAUAAAAGUAGACUCAUCAUUAACAAUGAAGAACAAAAUGGAUUUUGUCAAGGGAACUCGCUUUCCAGGAAAUGGAUAUGUAAAAUUCCUUCCUUCCACUUUACCGACAAAUUCAUAUUUUACAGGUAUUAAAAUACAAUUUCGAACCAAGGAGCCAGAUGGGUUGCUCCUCUGUGCUGUGUCAGCUGGAAUGCAAGAAGAAUACAUAGUUCUCCAAAUGAGAAAUGGUCGUCCGUACUUCCUUUUUGAUCCACAGGGUUCGGCUGUCUCAGUCAGUCCAACUAAUGAUGGAGGAAAAAAAUAUAAUGACAACAAAUGGCAUCAGGUAGUAGCCACAAGAACUCAGGCUUCUGGAUACAUAACUGUGGAUGGACAAUAUACAGGUUCUUCUGCAGCCAGAAGCGGUGGUACAGUUAUUGGAGAAAACACUGGGGUGUUUAUCGGGGGCUUUCCAAACUAUUUUUCUCUCAGAAAGAAUGACAGAGGUGACACUCAAAUAACUGAAAAGCAUUUUGUUGGUUGCCUUGGUGAAAUAUUAAUUCAGAAAAGUGACAAUCCUCAUGAAAUAUGGGAAGCUCUGGAAUUUAAUAAUGCGGUGGAAACAAAAAAUGUUUAUGAGAAAUGGGAAGGGUGUCCAGAUUCAGCGGAGGAAGGAGCACAUUUUCUAGGUUUUGGAUUUCUUGAACUUCAACCUAAUUUAUUUUCCACUGGACAUGAUUUUGAAUUAUCAUUUCUCUUUAAGACUGACCAAUUGAAAGGAGUGCUUCUAUUUGCUUAUGCAAAUCAGACAGACUAUUUUAUUAUGCAAUUAAAAAAUGGAAUCCUAAACACAAAACUGAAAAAGCAGUCCACACUUUUAGACUUAGAUCUUUGGGCAGGACUGUCUUACUGUGACGGGAGUUGGAAUUCUGUUUAUUUUAGAAAAGAAGGAACACUUUUUCUAGUGCAACUCAAUAACCUGGUAGAACGAUUUACUCAGCCUGUUCUGCACACGGGAACAAGUGUCAUCUCUGCUCUUUAUAUUGGUGGUGUCCCUGAAGAUGUUCAUCGCAUAUUUUCAGAUCUUAAUUUGCAACAAGGUUUUGGUGGUUGCAUGAAGGAUUUAAGAUUUACACGAGGUGUGGCUGUUAAUUUUGCCACUGCAUCGUAUAGCACUGUCAGAGUCAAUCUAGAUGGAUGCCCAUCAACUGACAGUCCUGUUAACUGUAGAGGGAACGACUCUAUCAUUGUAUAUAGAGGCAAAGAACAGACCGUUUAUGAAAGUGACCUACAACCAUUUACAGAAUAUCUGUACAGAGUAGUUGCUUCCAAUGAUGGAGGAUCUGUCACUAGUGCUUGGAACCAAGGACGUACAAGAGCAGAAGUUCCACAGAGUUUUAAUGCUCCUAUAAGGCUUCUCAACAUAAGUGGAUAUAGCGCGGAGGUUGCCUGGGCCAGACCUUCAGGGGUGAGAGGCGUAAUUGAGAAAUACCUUUUGAAAGCCUAUCCAGAGAACAGUCACAAUGUAUUUACCAGCAGUGCUGUAAUUUCUGACAACAGCAAAGCUAAUGGCACACUGAAAGGCUUGCUACCCUUCACAAAAUAUGCUGUAACGCUAUCUGUAUGCACUUCGUCUGGCUGUAGUGAGAGCUCACAUGUUCUCCACAUCUCCACUCUGGAAGAAGUUCCAGGAGAAGUCCAGAUUCCAACUGCGAAAUCAUUUCCCAAUUCAUUAUAUUUAUAUUGGUCACCACCCAGGAAACCAAAUGGCAAGAUAACAAAGUACAUAUUAUUUGUGGAUCGGAACCAGAUAUACAUGGGGAAUGAAACAGAAUUCAAUGUGACUGAUUUGGGGAUGUUUACACCACACCAAAUUCAGCUGAGUGUGUGUACUAUUAUUGGUUGCUCGAACAGUACCCAGGCCAUCGUGUUUACUGCGCAGACUCCCCCAGAUUAUGUGGCUGCACCUGUUCUAACAGUUUUGGAUUCAAGAAGCAUACAUGUUAAGUGGGAAGAACCAACUGCGGCCAAUGGAAUUCUAGAGCGUUAUAUUAUUUACAUGUCAACCAACAGCAUCUGGAAUGUUAUCUACAACAGUACCGAGCUUUUCUUAGACUACACUAUCCGAGAGUUAACACCUGGCAUUAAAUAUCUGAUCAAAAUCAGCGCAUGCACGGCUGGUGGAUGUACAACAAGUGAUGCAAGCACAUGUACGACUGAAGAAAGUCCACCUGAAGGUGUCCAGACUCCAAAAAUUGAGUCCUAUACACCAGACUCUUUCAAUAUUUCCUGGUCAAAGCCUUUGCACCCAAAUGGUAUUAUAACAAGUUAUGGGCUUUAUAUGGAUGGAAUCUUAAUGCAGAAUUCUUCACAACUUAGUUUUUUUGUGGAUGGACAUUCUCCCUGGAGUAAACAUUCCUUCAGGCUCCAAGCAUGUACAUCGAAAGGCUGUGCCCUUGGAAGAUUGGUUGAAGCUUAUACACAAGAAUCUAAACCAGAAGGGGUUGUACUGGUGCAUGCUGUUACUGAUGGACCAAGAGGCAUUCAGAUGAAAUGGCAAGGACCUGAAAGACCCAAUGGAAAUGUCACAUACAAUGUUAUAUUUGAAGGAUUAUUUUAUGUGAACCCCAUAGGAAAGAAUUAUACAAUGCUCAAUUCCACUAAAAUAUUGCACCAGAGUUUUGAGAGUAAUAAAUGGAUUUCCAUAGAUGGCCUGAUCCCCUUUUCUAAUUACAGUAUCAGGAUAAAUGCUUCCAACAGUCAAGGAUUCGUAAUGAGUAACCCUAUACUAUUAACAUUGCCACCUGGAGCUCCAGAUGGUAUACUGCCUCCCAGGCUUUCAUCUGCCACUCCGACCAGUCUUCAGGUUGUCUGGUCUACACCAGUUCGUAAUAAUGCUCCUGGCUUACCCGAAUACCGACUCCAGAUGAGGUCCUCGGAUCCCACCAAUGAAAUUACAGACCUAUAUUCUGGAAGCAUGGCCUUCUUAACUUAUGCCAUUAAAGAUCUCCAGCCAUUUACAACGUAUGAGGUUAGAAUUGCUGCAUUCAAUAAGUAUGGAGCAACAAAUAGCAACUGGAUUGCUAUGUCUACUGAAGAGGACAGACCAGGACCUGUAGACCAACCUCUUUUCUCCAAUAUUAAUUCAACAUCACUAACCAUUACCUGGAAACAACCUUCACAAACUAAUGGUGUAAUUACUCACUAUAACAUUUACCAAAAUGAUAGUUUUCUGCUAACUGUUCCAGGGACCAGCUUCGGCAGCACCAUAGAAAAUUUAAUUCCGUACACAAACUACAAAUACCAGCUUGAAGGAUGCACAUCUGCAGGCUGCUCAAAGAGUCUGGAGUCUUCAGUAAAAACCCUGCCUGGUGCUCCAAGUGGUAUUUUACCACCUGACCUAUACUCUGACACACCUACAUCGGUGGUUAUACGAUGGAAGCCUCCAAUUCACUCCAAUGGUUUAAUAGCAAACUAUACAAUUGAAAGACGGAUGAAAGGAAAAGACACAGUGUAUCAAUUAGUGACUUUACCCAAAGAUCAUCCAAUGCAGUAUAUAGAUCGAACAACCGAUAUUAGCCCAUGGAAAACAUUUGAAUAUAGGAUAGUAGUAUCUGUCAUUGAUGGUGGAAACAAUGGAAGUUCUUGGUCAGAAGUUACAACAAGACCAUCUCGACCUGGUGGUGUGCAGCCUCCAGAGGUGUAUAUAUUGGGACCAUAUACUGCAAAGGUCAUUUGGAAAAUGCCUCUUAUACCAAAUGGAGAUAUAUUAAGCUAUGAGAUUUGCAUGCCUGAACCUAAAAUUACUAUCAUUAACACUAUGUUGUUAAACUAUACAGUGACAAAUCUAAUCCCUUACACUAACUAUUCUGUAACCAUCGUGGCUUGUUCUGGAGGUGAUAUCUAUCAUGGGGGCUGUACCGAAAGUUUACCUACAUACGCAACCACUCAUUCUGCACUCCCUCAAGGUAUAAGCCCUUUGUCAGUGACACCAGUCAGUGAAACAUGCAUUGCUGUUUCCUGGCAAGCUCCUUCAAGGCCAAAUGGACCUCAGUUAAGAUAUGAACUCCUGAGACGUAAAAUCCUGCAACCACUUGCAUCAAAUCCCCCUGAAGAUUUAAAUCUGUGGCAGAAUAUUUACUCAGGAACUCAAUGGUUUUAUGAAGAUAAGGGUCUUAGCAGGUACACCUCCUACCAGUACAGACUGAUUGUUCAUAAUAUGGUGGGAUACACAUCUGGCACAGAUGUUACAGUUACGACGAUGGCAGGACCACCCGUUAAGGGAAGCAAUGUUACAGCCCUGACUGUUAACCAUACUGCCAUACAAGUAAAAUGGUCCAAACCCUCUGUACACGAUUUGCAAGGGGAUGUUGAACUUUACACUUUGUUUUUGAACUCGUCAAAAUCAUCCAAAACAAUGAAAUUUUCGGCAAACAUGACCUCCGCAACUAUCGGCGACUUAUACCCAAAUACAAAAUAUCAACUCAGUCUUCAGGUUUUCAACGGAGUUCAUAGAAUAAACAGUGAUUUUAUCCAUGUGACGACAAUGGAUGGAGAGCCUGAGGGCAUGUUCCCUCCAGAGGUUGCAAUCAUCAACCAUACAGCUGUACGUGUCAUCUGGACAUCGCCUUCAAACCCAAAUGGUGCUGUCACUGAAUAUUCUAUCUAUGUAAAUAAUAAGGUCUACAAGACAGGAAUGAAUUCACCAAGUGCCUUCAUUGUGGGAGACCUUUCGCCAUACACAGUGUACAACAUCAUCAUUGAGGUCUGCACAAUUUACGCAUGCACAAAAAGCAACAGUACUCGUAUUUCAACUGUUGAAGACAAACCAAGAAAAGUGCAUCCACCAAGUAUCAAUAAUGUUUAUUCGAGAUCAGUGGAGCUAUUUUGGACAUUACCAGAAGAACCGAAUGGAAUUAUUCUAGGCUUUACUGUUUGGAGGAAAACCUUACAUCGAUGCAGUUUUGUACAGACGUUAAGUAAGGCUUACGAUUUUAAGUCUUGCGCAUAUGUUAAGUGCAAGAAGAAUGAAGAUAUAUGUGGAGAUACAUGUUAUAAUCCUGACCAUCAGGAAUGUUGCGACGGAGUCUUACAUGACAGGAGAGUUGGAUAUCGGUGCUGUGAAGAUGACUACAUUUUAUCCAGCCAGAAUACCUCUGUGGAUUGUUGUGGCGGUCACUUGCAUCGUGUUCGACCAGAGUAUCGGUGUUGCGGGAGAUAUUAUACAAGGGUACAAGCAGGUGAAGUUUGCUGCUAUAACACAAUGGAGAAUAGCGUUGCAGUUGGUGAUGGUGAUUCUUGCUGUGAGGGAAUUCCAUUUCUUAAGUCCGGAAAUCAAAUGUGCUGUGGUGGGGAACUGUAUGACAAAUACAAUCAACAGUGCUGUGGAGGAAGAAUUAUUGGACUAAACUAUAUAUGCUGUGGAGAUGAACAAGAUGGAACAACGCAUUGGCCCUCUCCAGGUUUGGAUUGUUGUGGCACGGAGUUUGUGAACAUUUCGGAGUCAAUUUGUUGUGCAGAUUCCAAUGGGCAAGUUAAAGUACAUCUGAAGCCGCGUGACCAGAAGCCAUUAAAAUGCUGUGACACUCAGCUCAUUUCAGAGAAUGAAGAAUGCUGUAACGGAGUUGGGUAUAAUCCAUUGAUUCAUGAAUGUGCCAAUAAAUUAUCAGCAGAAAUUAAUAACAAGAAAAGAAAAUGUGGUUUGAAUGUUUUCUGCCCAAUAUCUUUAUCUGCUACGGCAUAUUGUGGUCGAUGUAGUUUUAAUUCAGCUACUGAUUCGUGUUGGAUGACAAAAACAGCAUUGCAUGUUAGAACAAACGCAGAUUCCAGAGAUGAAGAAUAUUGUCCAACAGAAGAAGAAAUUACAUAUGUUGGAGGGCCAGACAAUUUAAAUUUUACAGAUACUGGUCUGGAGCCUUUCACUACUUACGAGUACAGACUUUCCCCCUGGAAUAGCUUUAGUCAUGGCUUUAGUCAUGUGACUAGAGUAACCACCAACCAAGAUAUACCUCAAGGAGUAGACCCACCAAGAUGGACCAUAGUGAACAACCGUAAUUAUGUCAUAUCUUUGAGUUGGAAAGAGCCAGAUAAAUCAAAUGGUAUAAUGCACUACGUGAUUCUUCGAGAUGGAACUGAACGUUAUAAGGGAAUUUCAAAACAUUUUCUUGAUAAAGGAGGAAUUAAUCAGUUCCAGGAAUAUAGCUACCAGUUGCGUGCGUGUACAGUUUCUGGUUGCUUGGAUAGUGCUAAGGUACUUGCUGCCAUUAAACAAGAUGUGCCAAAAGGCGUUUCCCCACCACUUAUAACCACAGUAAAUUCUACUGCUUUAUACUUGAGCUGGUUAAUGCCAAGCAAACCCAAUGGCAGAAUCAAGAGGUAUCAAGUUAAUCACAAUGAUGAUGGAGUUAUAUAUGUAACCUCUGAAGGACACAAUGAAUACACUGUAACAGGUCUCCAGCCAUUUACAAAGUACAGUUUCUCGCUGACAGUUUGCACCUCUGCCGGCUGUACAACCAGUGAGCCAUCUACAGGCGUUACAUCGCAAGAUGUUCCACAGGGAGUGUGGUCAAAGCCACGUCAUGUUAUAAUCAAUACAACAGCGCUGGAACUAUAUUGGAGCGAACCUGAGAAGCCCAACGGGAUGGUUUUGCAGUACAGACUGAAAUGCAAUGGGGAAAUAAUUGCCAAUCGAAGUGGGGAAUAUUUGAGUUUCACUGACGUUGGCCUGCAGCCCAACAGCAGGUAUUAUUACCAGUUGGAAGCAAGUACUGAGGCUGGAAGUACCAAUAGUGACUUCUAUAUUAUAGAAACUCCAGCUGCAGCUCCAGAGGAUAUCCCUGCUCCGUACAAUAUCACAACGCUUGGGCCCCACACCAUAUAUGUGGCCUGGGAUGUUCCUGGUGUAUAUAACAGCAGUAUACCUCUAAAAUUUAAUGUUUUACUGAAUGCUGGCAGUACAGAUUCUGAAGUACAUCCUGCUGGAGAAGAGAACUUUAUCCUUGUAGAAAAUCUGAAUCCAUAUACUCAGUAUAACAUACGGAUACAAGCCUGUCAGAAUGGAGGUUGUGGUGCUGGAUUCCCAGUGUCUGUACUUACUGAGGAAGCAGCCCCUGAGGAAUUCGACCCACCACUUGUGUCCGUAACUGGACCAAAAUUAAUUCAGGUUGCCUGGAAAAUACCUAAGAAAGCAAACGGAGUCAUAGUGAAAUAUGUUAUACACAGACGUUGUGUUGGCCAACAUGAAAUUCUUCCCAUUUUCAUUUGGACCGAAGGACCUCUCGUAUACAUGAGCUCAUCCAAUGAUUUGCUCCCAUACACACAAUAUGAAUAUUGCAUCACAGCACAAAACAGCAAAGGUUCUGUAAAAAGUUCCUGGUCCAUGAUUUACACACUUGAAUCUGAACCUCAGGACCUGGAACCGCCCACUGCGCAAGUUACAAGUGCAUACUCUGUGUUUAUCAAUUGGAUGCCACCCGUGAAUCCUAAUGGAGUCAUAAAAUAUUAUUAUAUAAAGUACAAAGAGACGGCCAGUGAUCCAAUAUUAAGCCCUUUGUCUAUAAAAUCAUUAACUCUACCGCAUGCCUUUACCUUAACCGGAACAUCAAACCAUGCAAAAUUAUAUGGUUUACUUCCUUUUACAACAUAUGAAAUAUGCAUUGAAGCUUUAAACAGUGCUGGCAAGGUCUCUAGUCAGUGGGUUUAUGUGCAGACAUCAGAAGCUUCACCAAGUGGGCUGAGCAACUUUGUAGUGGAGAAGAAAGAGGAUGGCCGGGCAUUGCUACUUGAUUGGUCUGAGCCAAGAAGACCCAAUGGAGUUCUACAGAAGUAUAACAUUUAUUGCGAUGGCAAUCUUGAAUACAGUGGUCUGAAUCUUCAGUUUUUAUUCCAGCGUCUUGAGCCGUACACAGUUUAUAAAUUAGUACUUGAAGCCUGUACUGCAGCUGGUUGUACUCAAACUUUACUCCAGCUUGUACAAACAAAGGAAGCAUCCCCAACUACUCAGCUCCCAGUAGCCAUAGAGUCUAUAAAUUCCACACACAUUGUUCUCAGCUGGUCACCUCCCAUCUACCCAAAUGGACAGAUUAACCAAUAUGAUGUCAUAAAAAGGUGUAGCCAUACGCAUUGCUUGGGAACUACAAAAAACGCAGAUGGAUAUGUUGUACACAGUGAAUAUAACACAAAACAUAAUACAUUUAGAUAUACUGAUAAAUAUGUACGCCCCUGGAAUAUUUACGAAUAUAAAAUCCGAGCAUGGAAUUCAGCAGGUUCCACAAAUAGUUCAUGGACAGAGGCUAAGACAACUCAAGCAGCACCUAGUAAUCUUCUGCCACCAAAAUUGUACCACUUGGAAGUCAGUCCCAAUCAACUGACUAUUAAAUGGUCACCACCAGAAGAAGAAAAUGGUGUAAUAAUAUCCUAUAGAUUACAGAGAAAUAAUAUUACACUCCCUUUCAGCUUUGAUUCCUCCACAUUUUGUUAUACUGAUGGAAGUCUCUUGGCUUAUUUUGAGUAUAGCUAUUCUGUUAUAGCAUGUACAAUAGGAGGCUGCACUGCCAGUCCAAGUAACACAAUAAAAACAUUAGAGGCACCACCUGGUUUUGUAAGCCCACCAAAUGUAGAGUUACUAAGUGCCACUGAAGUCAAUACAUCUUGGUCUGCACCAUUAAUGCAAAAUGGAGAAAUAACAAAAUAUAUACUUAAAAUGGAGCAUGAGAGCUAUUUUGCUGGGAAAGGAUUAUGGAAAGUUAUAUCUAACCUAGAGCCAUUUACAAUGUAUAAUGUUAGUCUGAUAUCCUGCACCGGUGGUGGGUGCACAUCUAGCUUGCCUAUUGCUUUCCGGACAAUGGAAGAUCGUCCAACAGAUAUGAAGGCCCCAAUCUUUAAAGUUACAGGACCAGAGUCCAUUGAAAUAAUGUGGCAAACCCCAAGUAAACCCAAUGGGGAAAUAAAAGGUUAUGAGUUACGGAGGGAUGAACUUCUGAUUUAUGUUGGAAUGGACACACAUUAUCACGACUCUCAACUAGAACCAGGAACAGAAUACAUCUACAGCAUUCAAGCAAACAACAAUCAUGGUAACAGUGAAAGGUCUUCUGCAAAGAUUAAAACCCAUCCUUCCCUUCCUUAUGGGAUGCAGCCCCCUAAAAUGCAAGCCAAAAGUGCCCAUGAGAUUCUACUGACCUGGAGUCCUCCUUCCAGAACCAAUGGUGACAUUAUUAAGUAUCUGCUAUUAAUCCGUUGCCCUUUUGAACUGAGAGAAGAGAAACAAUAUCAUUUUAAUAACUCAUUAACCACCCAGAUGAGCCAUUCAUUCACUGUUACAGACCUGAAGCCCUUUAAACAGUAUGAAGCCAAAAUUGAGGCUUGUACACUCGUAGGAUGUGUUGCCAGUGAAUGGGUAACCGGAACUACAUUGGAAGCACCCCCAGAAUCACAGCCUCAACCUCUUAUAGAUAUGCAUAUGAAUCCGCAAGUGCCUUUAAUUAUGUGGAAUGCUCCCCCGCAACCAAAUGGCAAGAUCUUAUACUACGAACUUUAUCGCAGGCAAAUCACGGACAUAAAGGAAAUGGUCACCACUGAACUGGUUUACAAUGGGUCAGAAACAGUAUAUAAGGAUAUCAAUCUGCUGCCGUAUACAGAAUAUAAGUAUCAGGUCUGGGCUGUAAAUUCUGCAGGAAGAAGACCAAGUCCAUGGGUUUACUGUAGAACUGGUCCAGCAGCCCCCGAGGCAGUACAUGCUCCAGUAUUUGAAUCUGUCUCAUCCACAUCGGCUUUGGCUACCAUCCAACCUCCAUCUAAACCUAAUGGAAUCAUAACUUUGUACAGGCUAUUCUCUAGCACUAAUAAAGGCACCUAUAUAGUGUUGUCAGAAGGUACAUCCAACCAGCAAACUAUAUAUGGACUUAAACCUUUCACCAAAUAUUCUGUUGGAGUGGAGGCCUGUACCUGCUUAAAAUGUUGCAGCAGAGGCCCCGUGGUUCAAAUUACCACCCUGCCCGCUCCACCCUCUCAUCAAUUACCCCCUCGUGUAACUUCUAGAACAUCAAGAUCUGCUUCCUUUCAAUGGAACGGACCACAGUCACCUAAUGGGAUUAUUCAAAGAUAUGAAAUUCAGAUGCAGGUCACCUGUCCCCAACCAUACCAAAUAAUUGGUAUAUCGUGCACACCAGGACAAAUUGAAGAGAAAUACAUUGGAAAUGAAGACAGCUGCAAUGUGACCAGUCUUCUGCCAUAUACCAGUUACAGCGUGCGUGUGAUAUCAUAUAAUUCAGAAGGCAGCACGGACUCUGAGUGGAUUGUCUGCACCACAUUGAAAGAAAAACCACAGUACAAAUCCAACUUUAUAGUCUCAAGUAAUAUAACAGCAUUAUUUCUGGACUGGAGUGUCACCUUCCUACUCAAUGGAAUUUUGAAAGAAUAUGUUUUGACUGAGAGAGGACAGAAAGUCUACAGUGGAUUGGACAGUAGUGUCUAUAUUCAAAGGACCACAGAUAAAACCUUAUUCUUCCAGGUGAUAUGCACCACUGACAUGGGAACAGUUAGCUCGCCAAUAGUGAAAUACAGCUCUGUCACGGGGCUUGCACCAGUGCAGUCUUUUCCAAGUGGUAAGAAUGGAACUGUGGACAGAGGAAACACGUUUUACAAUGAGCUAUGGUUUAUAAUCUUGAUGGCCCUUUUGGGGUUAGUGCUAUUAGCUAUCAUUCUAUCACUGCUUCUCCAGAGGAAGUUGAACAAACAACCAUGCCCAAGAGAUCGACCCCCAUUAGUUCCACUUCAACAGCGAAUGUCUCCAGCAAGUGGAUAUUCCCAAAAUGAGGCUUACACGAAAUAUUCUCUGUCUGAUAGUCAGCAUGCUAUGCUACAAGCUCCUACUGUACAAAUUCCUAUGGAAGCAUCAUCACAAGUCUCCGAAAUGGGAAUAUCUGAAAUAAAGAUCCCAUCAACAGAUUCUCCUACAGGUCAUACGACAAUGGUUCGGAAGACAAGUCACAGUCAGAUCAGCCAUAGCUUCUCCCAGAAUUCCUUGUAUCAAAGUGCUAGUCAACUGCUUAAUUCACAUGAUAAAAAAUCCUUAGGAGAUGGUUCCAUAUGGGACAGCAUUAUUCACGGACAUGACAGUGGAAUGUAUGCGGAUGAUGAUGAUCUAAUAAGUACCAUUAAAAGCUUCAGUACAGUGACCAAGCAGCACACAGCCUUCACAGACACCCCACUAUAGGCGGUGCAGGAGCAAUGUACGGAAAAUCUGCCUUGCAAAGGCUAUUGAAAUAAGGAUCGAAAAAAGGAGACUGGGGGCCAAAAUUGCUGCCUUGGACUAUAGUACAAAAGCUCAGUACAUGAAGAAAUGUAUAGGAGUUUGGGCAUUCAUGUCAACAAAUCGGAUUAUUAUCAUGUUUUUUAACUACUGCUUUAAAAUGGAAUUGAAUUAGCAAACAAAUUGCAUUUUCUUCCCGUAUCAUCGGAAAACCUUUCAAGUUAUCACAUACAUUUUCUUGGUGUAAAAUUCAAAUUCAAAGCUUGAAGUGUUUUGGAUUGGUGAAAAAAAAAGUGAUUAAGGCUCAAUGAAGCAAAUCAAUUUAAAACACACAUUGAUAUAUUAAAUGCAGAAAAUGUUGAGGUUUAUUUGUAUAUUAUUAAAAAAAAUCUAAUCACAUAAAUUUAGGAAACAACAGGUUAUUUGAAUAAACAUUUCCAACUUCACGUUGGUCUGUUUUAGCCUGACAUGUGUAAUUUUGUUUUCAAUUCACUAAAAUUAAUUUUGUUUACUGAAUAAACCCCGGCAUGUUUUACAUCUGUCCAAUAAUUUUUUUUAAUUUUGGAUACUUUUAUAUAAAGUUUUGCUUCACUGUAAACAUAUUAAUUAUUCCUAGAUAGUUGCCGCAAUCAGCAUAGUUUAUAAAUAUUUAGAUAUUGUCAAUAGAGUUAUAUAAGUUUAAAUGUAUUUAAAACAAACCAGAUCUAAUUUCUAUAAUAAUAGGUUAGACUU
Molecule: messenger RNA, 16473 nt
Organism: Pelobates fuscus (common spadefoot toad)
Lineage: Eukaryota; Metazoa; Chordata; Amphibia; Anura; Pelobatidae
Gene: USH2A
Product: usherin
Exons: 74
Coding region: 1-15705 (5234 amino acids)
Molecular function (GO): protein binding
Source: RefSeq, a predicted model, not a curated record